Durusdinium trenchii is the source of this 561-nucleotide messenger RNA. The record is from the annotation of a GenBank genome assembly. NCBI's taxonomy places the organism in Eukaryota, Dinophyceae, Suessiales, Symbiodiniaceae.
AUGAAGAUGGAGUUCGUGCCAUACAUUGAGUCCCUCUUCCCUGCCAUGCUGAUGAGCAUCACAGGUGUGGCCUCGUUCCUUUGUGAGAAAGACCAAAAUGAGGACCCUGGGCAUAGGGCCGCGCUGGCGUUGGUGCAGCGGUUCGGCGAUCUGUGUCCUCAUAGCUUGCUUGAUGGCUUUGAGGGCGCCUAUUGCUGCACCUUGCAGAGUGAUUCGCCCGAGGAGACGGCGCGAAAUGCCGUGACCCGCGAGAAGACUGUGGUCUUACUGGGCAAGGUGGCUGAAAAGAUUUUGGAGCACAAGAAGUUUGGACAAGACCUCCUGAGCACGGAGGACUGCUCCAAUAAAGCCACCAGAGAGCGUGUGCUCUUGCUCAUUCUAUUGGCGAGGUUCGACGCAGAUGCCUCAGUGAAGCGAGUGGCCAAUGGCUUGUGGAAGACAGCCGGUGGGGCUCCGAAGGUUCAGAAGGCCAUCAUGCCCAACAUGACAAGGUUCUUGGAACGCUUGCGUGGCGGCGACCGGGGCCCCGGCGCUCAAAAGUUGGCGUUGGAGGCCAAGUGA